Messenger RNA from Ziziphus jujuba (common jujube), 814 nucleotides. RefSeq names its product 18.5 kDa class I heat shock protein. Gene Ontology annotation, biological process: protein complex oligomerization; response to hydrogen peroxide; response to heat. Bases 141 to 626 code for a protein of 161 amino acids. NCBI's taxonomy places the organism in Eukaryota, Viridiplantae, Streptophyta, Magnoliopsida, Rosales, Rhamnaceae. The transcript has a single exon. The record is from RefSeq and is a predicted model, not a curated record.
AAGCCACCAUCUUCUUCUUCCCUCCAACGUGAAAAACCAAAAAAGAAAGUCUGAUCAGCUAGUUGUAAAGUUAAUUCUAUUCUCGCUUUUAAUAGAAGUUCGAAUUAUUCAAUCAUAGUUCAAAGCAAAAGCCAAAGAAGAUGUCGCUGAUUCCAAGCUUCUUCGGUGGCCGACGAAGCAGCGUCUUCGAUCCCUUCUCUCUCGACGUUUGGGACCCCUUCAAGGAUUUUACUUCUCCUUCCUCGCUAAUUUCUGCAAAUCUCCCUGAGUUUUCGAGGGAAAAUUCUGCCUUCGUCAGCACCAGGAUCGAUUGGAAGGAGACCCCAGAAGCCCAUGUGUUCAAGGCGGAUGUUCCAGGUCUCAGGAAGGAAGAAGUGAAGGUGGAGGUUGAAGAUGAUCGGGUGCUCCAGAUCAGCGGAGAGAGGAAUAUGGAGAAGGAGGACAAGAACGAUACUUGGCAUAGGGUUGAGCGAAGCAGCGGGAAGUUCUUGAGGAGGUUUAGGCUUCCGGAGAACGCCAAAUUGGAUCAGAUUAAGGCUGCCAUGGAGAAUGGGGUUUUGACUAUCACUGUUCCUAAAGAGGAGCUCAAGAAGCCCGACGUCAAGUCCAUUGAAAUCUCUGGUUAAAAUUUGUUCGCUUUGAUUGACUGAGAGUGGUCUUUCUGUGUCUAUUGCGAGAGAGUCCUACUAUGAUUGUGUUUUGUAACUGUUUCAUUCUGUUUUUCUGUUUUUUGGUCUUUUUGCGUCAAUGGUGUUUGUGAUAAUGUAAAGUGGUAUUUUGCAAUCAAUUUUAUAUAUUAUAUAUUGGUUUUUUU